Eremomyces bilateralis CBS 781.70 is the source of this 2938-nucleotide messenger RNA. Its product is annotated as cullin-3. The record is from RefSeq and is a predicted model, not a curated record. Gene Ontology annotation, molecular function: ubiquitin protein ligase binding. Gene Ontology annotation, biological process: protein ubiquitination; ubiquitin-dependent protein catabolic process. The transcript is spliced from 4 exons. The coding region runs from base 250 to 2736 and encodes 828 amino acids. Gene Ontology annotation, cellular component: Cul3-RING ubiquitin ligase complex. Lineage: Eukaryota; Fungi; Ascomycota; Dothideomycetes; Eremomycetales; Eremomycetaceae.
CCAAUCCGCCAUUCCAUGGUUACCUGCCUCCGCAACCACUUCUUCAUUGCCUCACUUCUCUGAACCUUUCCUAAACGGCUCCAACUUCGUGUAGAAUGUCUAGUGCAUCACUCCGUGUUCUCAACCUGGAGGAUUCGCUCUGACUCUUUUCCAUUCCCCGUCACCACCGUAUAUCUCUCAGCUUCCACCCCCAAAUUCGCCGCUAAACGUUAAAGAAGUAGCGAUUCACUUGUCCCACGAGUCGACGUGAUGAUCGCCAGCCGUGGGGCUAGGAAGAUAAAGCCUCCGCGAAAGAACAUCCAAGGCGACGAUGUCGACCUCGAGCCGACAUGGGUCACAUUGUCGGACUCUUUCCGCGAAAUCCAUACUCAGAAUGCCUCUCAGUUGUCAUAUGAGCAGCUCUACCGCCAUGCCUACGUCUUGGUCCUCAAGCGCAAAGGAGACCAGCUCUACAAGCGGGUCAUCGAUUUCGAACACGACUGGCUGAGCGAAGAUAUCCGUCCGAGACUGCACACCCUCGCAUCGUCGGCGCUUCUCAGUUUUGAGGAGUAUGACACGAAGACGGUCAAUGAGCGGAGAGUCAGCGGAGAGUUGUUGCUGAAGGGAGCAACCAAGGCAUGGGAUAACCAUCAGACGUGCAUCAACAUGUUGGCGGAUGUUCUGAUGUAUUUGGAUCGUGUCUACUGCCGUGAGCAACGCCGAACCCCCAUUUUUGAGGCCUGCAUGGAGCUCUUCCGUGACACCGUUCUCAAGUGGCUCGUCACCAAAGGCGAAGACGGAAUGGACCUACUGGAUGUAUUAUCGACGAUCAUUCUCGACCAAGUGCGCAUGGAGCGCGAUGGGGACACCAUCAACAAGCACUUCAUCCGGUCUUGUGUUCACAUGAUGGAAAGCUUGAACGAGUCGAACACCGACGGACAGGAGACACGCCUCUACGUUACCCGCUUUCAGCCCAGGUUUCUCAAAGCCAGCACAGAGUUCUAUCGAGAGGAAUCCGAGAGGCUGAUUCGCGAAAAUGAUGCCGGGACCUACUGCCGCUGGGCGAGUCGCCGCAUUCGGGAAGAGGAGGAUCGGUGUCGAUCAACCCUGUCGGAGUCCACAACCGAUAAGAUCAGGAGAGUGGUCGAAGAUGAGCUGAUCCGAAACAAGAUAGCAGAGGUCAUUGCGAUGCCGAAUGGCGUGAAGUUCAUGAGUGACAACAACCGCAUCGAAGAACUGAGCCUAGUCUAUAAUCUUAAUGCACGAGUCGAUUCCAAAAAGACGGAAUUGAUUACGGCAAUCCAGAAACGGGUCGCACAAAUGGGUGAUGAGAUCAACAGGGCUGCUCUUGCAGCCUCCCAUACACCUCCCGCGCCAGCUCCUGGAUAUUCGGAUGGAUCGACGAAGUCUGGCGAACGGGUUGUCAAUCAACAUACCGCGGCUGCAAUGAAAUGGGUAGAGGAUGUGCUGCAGCUUAAGGACAAAUUCGACACGAUCUGGCGCCUCUCGUUCGCUUCGGACCAGGCUCUACAAGCGGCAUUGAGCAAGGUGUUCAGUGAGUUCAUCAAUGCCGCCACUUUCCCGCGUGGCACGGAAUACAUUUCUCUCUUCAUCGACGACAACAUGAAGAAGGGAAUCAAAGGCAAGACAGAGCACGAAGUGGACCUGGUGCUGGAUAAGGCGAUCACUCUCCUUCGCUACGUUCAAGAUAAAGACAUGUUCGAGAAGUACUACAAGAAGCAUCUCAGCCGUCGACUCCUCAUGAACAAGUCCGUCAGCAACGACGUGGAGAAGCAAAUGAUCUCCCGGAUGAAGAUCGAGCUCGGCAACAAUUUCACCUCGAAGCUGGAGUCGAUGUUUAAGGACAUGACCGUUUCGGAAGAGCUGAGCAAUGGCUACAGGGCAUACGUUGACAAGCUUGGAGACUAUGACCCUGCGCGAGUCGACCUCUCGAUGCAUGUCCUCACGGCCACCGUUUGGCCACUGGAUCACAUGAGCGGCGCACUUGAUCGCGACCCGAAUAAGCAGGACAAGGCGCAAGGGCCGAUCUUCCCUCCCGAGAUUGAGCGGGUGAAGAAGGGGUUCGAAAAGUUCUACUUGAACCGACAUUCCGGUCGGGUCCUCUCCUGGCUCGGUGGCAUGGGCACCGCCGACAUUCGCGCCGUCUUCCCUAAGGUUCCCACGAAGGAUGGUCUGCGGGAACGCAAACACGAACUCAAUGUCUCCACCUAUGCGAUGAUCAUCCUCCUCCUAUUCAACGACCUCAGCGAGAACGAGGCGCUCACCUACGAGGAGAUCGAGGCGCGGACGAACAUUCCGCCCCACGAACUCACGCGAAACCUGCAGUCCCUGUCCUUGGCGACGAAGACGCGGAUCCUCCUGAAGGAGCCGAUGACCCGAGACAUCAAGCCGACCGAUCGCUUCAAGUUCAAUGAGGGCUUUUCCGGCAAAUUCAUCCGCAUCAAAGUCGGCGUCGUAUCGGCGGGGAAUAGAGUCGAAAAUGACAAGGAGCGCCAGGACACGGAUGACUCGGUGCGGCAGAUGCGGGCUCACUACAUCGAGGCGACGAUCGUUCGCAUUAUGAAGCAACGCAAGACCUGCGCUCAUCUCCAACUGAUCAGCGAGACUAUCUCGCAGCUCGCCUCCCACUUCAAGCCCGAGGUGACCAUGAUCAAGAAGCGCAUAGAGUCGCUCCUCGACAAGGAGUAUCUCGCCCGCAUGCCGGAGGAUGAUUCGAUGUACAAAUACAUCACCUGAUCCCCGGCCCAUCCUCAUGUGCCCACUACCCAUCCUUUCCUUCUUCUUAACGCUUGACGUUCGCCGACAACGCGUAUUGCAUCAUCCACGGCGUUUCUUUGGUUUUAUUUCCCGAGUAGCAACACUUCCAGAAAGGGUCCCUCGCGAGGUCACCAUCUUUCGGGCGCGUUCGGAUUCGGCAUAUGGCGGUGGUGUACGGUGG